Messenger RNA from Cucurbita moschata (crookneck pumpkin), 1269 nucleotides. Its product is annotated as 60S ribosomal protein L5-like. The record is from RefSeq and is a predicted model, not a curated record. Gene Ontology annotation, molecular function: structural constituent of ribosome; 5S rRNA binding. Bases 65 to 973 code for a protein of 302 amino acids. Gene Ontology annotation, biological process: translation; ribosomal large subunit assembly. Gene Ontology annotation, cellular component: ribosome; cytosolic large ribosomal subunit. Lineage: Eukaryota; Viridiplantae; Streptophyta; Magnoliopsida; Cucurbitales; Cucurbitaceae. The transcript has 9 exons.
UGAUUGCUUCGGUCGUGUCCGCGUCUCUCAUUCUCUCAGUUUACUUCAGGCCUCAUCUUCGGAGAUGGCUUUCGCAAAAGCUCAAAAGACGAAAGCGUACUUCAAACGCUACCAGGUCAAAUACAAGAGAAGAAGAGAGGGCAAGACCGAUUAUCGGGCCAGGAUUCGCCUCAUUAAUCAAGACAAGAACAAGUACAAUACUCCCAAAUACCGCUUUGUGAUUAGAUUUACUAACAAGGAUAUUACCGCACAAGUAGUAUCUUCUAGCAUUGCUGGUGACAUGGUUCUUGCCGCCGCUUAUUCUCAUGAGUUGCCUCAUUAUGGUCUUGAUGUUGGUCUAACAAAUUAUGCAGCAGCCUAUUGUACUGGGCUUCUCUUGGCUCGCCGUGUCUUGAAGAAGCUCGAGAUGGAUGAUGAGUACGUGGGUAAUCUUGAGGUUUCUGGAGAGGAUUUCUCUGUGGAACCUACAGAUAGCCGAAGGCCUUUCAGAGCCCUCCUUGAUGUUGGUCUUGUCCGAACAACAACAGGAAAUCGUGUUUUUGGUGCCCUCAAGGGAGCUUUAGAUGGUGGAUUGGAUGUUCCACACAGUGUCAAGAGGUUUGCUGGUUUUUCAAAGGACAGCAAGGAGCUCGAUGCGGAUGUUCAUCGUAAAUACAUAUUUGGAGGGCACGUUGCAGCCUAUAUGAGGUCCUUGAUGGAGGAUGAGCCGGAGAAGUAUCAAUCUCAAUUCAGUGAUUAUAUCAAGAAAGGGAUCGAGCCUGACAACAUCGAGGAGUUAUUGAAAAAAGUUCAUUCUGCAAUUCGUACCGAACCACUUGCAAAGACGACUGUGAAGCAACCACCAAAAGGGCACAAGAGGUAUAACCUGAAGAAGCUCACAUAUGAUGAAAGGAGGGCCAAGUUGGUCGAGCGUUUGAAUGCAUUGAAUUCUGCUGCUGGAGCUGAUGACGAUGACGAUGACGAUGAAGAGUGAUUCAACUCGGUUGCCUGCAAUUGCAACACUGUAUUUCAACCCAUUCCAUCAUUACAAACCAUUUAGUUUAGGUAAUCCGUAGAUUGUCUUUUUUUUUUUUUUCAGUCUCCCUGAGGCGAUUUUGCAGCAUGUUAAGUGUUAGUUUUAAGCUUGCAGAGUUCCAUUUUGAGAUUCUGAGUUCGUUUAUACCAAUUGCAUCUCUUAUUUUCAUGCUGUUGGCUGUUGGUUGGAUAGAUUGAUUGAUGCUUGUCAGUGAUCUAGUCGUCCCAAAAUUUAGAGCAACUAUCAUUUCCUUU